Messenger RNA from Ziziphus jujuba (common jujube), 3421 nucleotides. Its product is annotated as protein PIN-LIKES 3. Bases 1742 to 3037 code for a protein of 431 amino acids. Gene Ontology annotation, cellular component: membrane. The transcript is spliced from 10 exons. Gene Ontology annotation, biological process: endoplasmic reticulum to cytosol auxin transport. The record is from RefSeq and is a predicted model, not a curated record. NCBI's taxonomy places the organism in Eukaryota, Viridiplantae, Streptophyta, Magnoliopsida, Rosales, Rhamnaceae.
GCCGAAGGGAUAAAAUUAAACCUUAUUGACCACUCAAAUUUCAAAGUUUAACUUGAUAGGGAACAUGAUUAUGUGAAAGAAAAUUGGAAUUACAAAGAAAGUGUGUUUAAUUUUUUAAAAAAUGUUUAAAAAAAAAGAAGAAGCUUAAAACUAAAACUGAAAAGGAGUUUGUGAAAUUUAACCCACAUAUAGGUUGAAUUGGACAUUUAUGAUUUAUAUUAUAUUUAAUUUAAUUACAUGUCAAAUAAAUAAGAAACGGUAUAAUUACCAUGAUACCGAAAGUAAACCUCCUCGUAUCAGUAAUACCAAGAUUGAACUUUUGAGCUUAACCAUCUUUUAGUCUGCUCAAAAGAAAAGGAAAAAAAGGAAAACUGAAAGGGAGUGAAUAGCACUCUUUUUCGAACCGAUUGGGGGACCCAAAAAGGGAGAAUCUUAGGUGAGAUCAGAUUAGAGUAAUAAAAUCCUACUAGUUCCAGAUAGAAAAGGUACUUGUUGGGAUUAAAUUUAGAUACAUGUGUUGUGUUUUGGGUAAUGGCCAAGAAUAGUAAGGAAUAGGGGAGAGACAGACAUGGACAAGGACAACUGUACAUCAAAUAAACAAGCAAAAAGGAAGGUAACAGGAAGGAGAUGGGAACUUGGGAGAGACAUGAAGCAUAUAAACCGUAAUAGUCUAAUUUGCUUCCUUCCGGUUUCCCCAUUACAAGUCAAAACCUGUUGUGGGCCAAACCAACACUACAUUCUCUCACUCCCAGGCUCAACAGUGCCACUAAAACCAGGAUGCUUAGUAGCCGAGGAGGACAUGGACGGGAAAGAAAGAGAACGGGACUGAGAGGUGUCCUUCACUAAUGCAAAAUGUUCUUUUGUACGGCCUUUUCUUUAAUCAAGGAAAAAAAAAAAAAAAAGUGGAACUUUGAUCAUCCCUGCUCAUUUUUUUGUUAAUUAAAGAAAAUGUUGUUACAAAGAACAGUGCUAGUGUAAUAGUGUUGUUCAACCUUGUUAUGUGCUUCGACAUUAAGCAUUAAGGUUUAUACUUGUUCUCAGGUUUCGUUACGAUUUAGAUUAGGAAGAAAAGUUUUGACAAGCUAGCUACGCAAGGAUUUUUGAAAAUGGGUUUCAUUUGCUCUCUUUAUCUGACUUGAAUCACAAUUCAUAUACCUCGUUUUCAUACUUCAUGGUUUUUUUUUUUUUUUUUUUUUUUUUUUUCAUAUUACUGUGGUUUCAAGUGACCUACUCUACUACCAUCCUUGUCAAUUUGAGAGCUGGUGUCUGGCUCUGAUUGUUUUCUUUGGUUCAAACGGAAAAUGACAUUUUCAAGUUUCUUCUUCAUUUCAUUGCCACUUCAUAAUCUUUAAAUAUAUAUUGUUUUGCUUCCAAAAUAAAGCUUACAACUGACAGGGCAAGACAGUGUGUUUAAUGGUUGAUUGAAUCAAAUAGAGCAGGUGACAUUUGCUUUUCUUUUGCAUAUCCAAUAAGCGUUUGAAUCUACUGUCUUUUGCAGCAAUAUGAUAUUUUGCAUGGUAAAUUUUUCAAAUUAAGAAUUUGCAAGAACAUCAUUAAGUAAGUCAUUUCCAGGGGAACCAAUGCAUCCUUCUGCUACUAAUCAUGGACUGCUGGUCCACCAUACCAUGCUUUUACAGUUUACUUAAUGUUUAAGGUAUUGCUUAGUAAGGACCGCCAUUUAUCCACAAUUUAUUUUAAUGUAGGCCCAUCAUAUAUUUGAGAGCUUGAAACAAUCGUCGAUAUGAAGCUCCUAGAUCUCUUUUUAGUUGCUUCUAUGCCAGUCUUGAAAGUGCUAGUCUUGACAGCACUUGGCUUAUUUCUUGCACUGGAUCGCGUUGAUGUAUUGGGAGAGAAUGCGCGGAAGCAAUUGAAUACUAUUAUAUUUUUUGUGUUCAAUCCAGCACUUGUCUCUAGCAACCUGUCCAAAGCUAUUACUCUUGAAACUGUUAUUUUAAUGAGGUUCAUGCCAUUGAAUAUCCUUGCUACUUUUGUAAUUGGCUCAGCACUAGGAUGGCUACUCAUCAAAAUCACAAGACCUCCUCAACGCCUGAAGGGUCUCGUAUUGGGUUGCUGUGCAGCAGGAAACUUGGGAAAUCUGCCUCUGAUUAUCAUUCCAGCAGUAUGUAAAGAGAAAGGCAGUCCAUUUGGAGCACCAAAUAUCUGCUACACGUAUGGAAUGACUUAUGCUUCACUUUCACUGGCGAUAGGAGCCAUUUUUUUGUGGUCUUAUGUUUACAACAUUGUGCGGAUUUCAUCAAGCAAGGUCAGCAUAAUUGUCAAUUCGGAUGAGUUAACAAGCAGAGUGGAUUCUAUUGGAACAACAUCGGAAUUGCACCAAGGAAACUGUUCAUCAACACUAAUUCCUCCAAAUCAUAUUGGUUCUGCCUCUCCGAACCAUGCAUAUAAAUCAGCGCUUCCUUUUGCAAAAUACAAUGGAACAAAGAAGGUUCCAUCAAGCUUAGGACUCUCAAAUUUCCAAGGUUCAAUCUUAGAGAAGAUCAAGCAUUGUUUAAGGAUGUUUUCGAACAAGAUAAAUCUGAAGAAAUUGUUUGCACCCUCAAUUAUUGGAGCGGUUGUCGGGUUUAUCAUCGGUAUGGUCCCCCAGCUCCGAAAUAUUAUGAUUGGCAGUGGUGCUCCUCUUAAUGUGGUUCAUAACUCGGCUUCUUUAUUGGGUGAUGUGGCACUCCCAACUGUCACUUUGAUAAUGGGAGGAAACCUUCUUAAAGGCUUGAAAAGUUCAGGUACUUUGCUGUCACUCAUUUUGGGAAUCAUAGCAGUCCGGUACAUCGCCUUGCCUCUUUUGGGCAUUGUAAUUGUUCGAAGUGCAACACAUUUUGGUCUUGUCCACUCGGAUCCGCUUUAUCAGUUUGUUCUUCUGCUGCAGUAUGCACUCCCACCAGCAAUUAACAUUGGUACCAUGACUCAACUGUUUGGAGCUGGAGAGAGUGAAUGUUCAGUGAUUAUGCUUUGGACAUAUGCUUUGGCAUCCGUCUCACUGACGCUCUGGUCGACCUUCUUCAUGUGGCUAGUGGUAUAACGUACGGUUUUUGAGUACUUUGACCACGGAAACUCCUUUUUUCGACCCCUUUUUUUUUUAAUUUAUUUUGGAAAUAAUUAUAAUACAGACUUCAAAUAAAAUAAUAUAUAUUUUAAAUAUUAUCGAAUUUUAUUUAACAUUUAGUGCCAUCAUAUCAAUGAUGGUAUUUUCCUCCUAAUCAUUGGAAAAAAGUUUGAUCCGAUGAACGCAAAAGUCGAGAGAAGAGACGAAGUUAUUACUGCCCUCUCCACUGCCAGACCAAUUACAUCACAAUAAUUCUUUUUGUUUUUUUUUGGGUUUUUGGUAAACAAUUACUUCGCAAGUUAAUGAUGUUAUUUUCAUCCUUAUCGUCCUUUCCACUAAGUGGGCUACUGGGUGUAAUGA